Molecule: messenger RNA, 446 nt
Organism: Strongylus vulgaris
Lineage: Eukaryota; Metazoa; Nematoda; Chromadorea; Rhabditida; Strongylidae
Source: the annotation of a GenBank genome assembly
UGCGCCGAAGGUGAGCAAAGCAUACUUCUUGACUCGGAUGUGCAUACUCCCGAUGGCUUGGCUGUCGACUGGAUCCAUAACCUUCUUUUUUGGACCGAUGGCGGUCUAGAUCAGGUGAAUGUCAUGGAUUUAAAAACGCGUCGCAAACGCACAUUAUUCUCUGAUGGUCUAGAAGAACCUCGAGCAAUUGCCGUGGACCCCGAAAUGGGUUUGAUCUUCUGGACAGAUUGGGGCAAAGAGGCACGUAUUGAGCGUGCUGGUAUGGAUGGGCAACACAGAACGGUCAUAGUGAAAGGCGAACGCGUAAAAUGGCCUAAUGGCCUUGCUCUGGACUUAAUCGACAAACGUGUAUUUUGGGCGGAUGCUAAAGUGAAAUCAAUAUUUUCCUGCGACUACUGGGGACACGACGUGAAGGUUGGUUUUGAUCUGUUUUAUUUUUCAUAAUU